AUGGCCAACGUCGACACCUCAAUACCCCCCCAGACCACCGGCGCAGCAGCCGAUCUCGCAGCCCGCCACAGCGCCGAGCACCCCCUCAAGCUGUACGGCGGCUGGUUCUGCCCCUUUGUCCAGCGCGCCUGGAUCGCCCUCGUGGAGAAGAAGAUCGAGCACCAGUACGUCGAGAUCAACCCGUACAAGAAGGAGCCCGAGUUCCUGGCCCUGAACCCGCGGGGGCUCGUCCCGGCGCUGGGGCUGCCGGACCCGCCAAGGGCCGUGCUGUACGAGAGCAGCGUUGUUUGCGAGUACCUGGACGAGAGGUACGCGGACGAGGCGGUGCACGGGAGGCCGCUGCUGCCCGGGAGUGCGUAUGAGCGGGCGCGGGCGAGACUGUGGAUUGACCAUGUAUCUACGAGGGUCAUACCCGGGUUCUACAAGCUGCUGCAGCAUACCGACGGGAAGAGCGCGCUGAGCAUUGAGGAGACGCGCAAGGAGUUUCUGGGGCACGUCCGGACAUUGGUGAAGGAGAUGGCAAGCAGCGGGCCGUUCUUCCUGGGUGAGACGUUCAGUUUGGUGGACAUUUCGUUGGCGCCGUGGGCGAAGCGACUGUGGCUGAUUGACCACUACAAGAAUGGGGGUGUGGGGAUUCCCCAGGAAGGCCAAGACGGCGACGAUGAAGUCUGGGGGAGAUGGAGGGCGUGGUUCAAAGCGGUGACGGAAAGGCCCAGCGUCAAGGAGACGUGGAGUGACGAUGAGCGAUACCUUGCCGCGUACAAGAGAUACGCGGACAACACGACCAACUCGCUGGUGGGACAAGCUACGAGAGCUGGGUCGGGGCUGCCGUGA
Clonostachys rhizophaga is the source of this 834-nucleotide messenger RNA. The record is from the annotation of a GenBank genome assembly. Lineage: Eukaryota; Fungi; Ascomycota; Sordariomycetes; Hypocreales; Bionectriaceae.